Molecule: messenger RNA, 2614 nt
Organism: Boleophthalmus pectinirostris (great blue-spotted mudskipper)
Lineage: Eukaryota; Metazoa; Chordata; Actinopteri; Gobiiformes; Gobiidae
Gene: obi1
Product: ORC ubiquitin ligase 1
Exons: 6
Coding region: 99-1973 (624 amino acids)
Biological process (GO): protein monoubiquitination; regulation of DNA replication
Molecular function (GO): ubiquitin-protein transferase activity
Source: RefSeq, a predicted model, not a curated record
CGCUACUGGGGGGGUCGCCAUGCUUGAGCUCUGGUGGGAAAUUUGUAACUUCUUUGAGUAAGUUUGCACCGUGUCUGCAUUGUCUCAUCCCUCAAAACAUGGCUCUAAACUUUCAAGCUUCAACACUGUCGCUGACCCUGCCGAUUUCUUGCCAAAUAUGUCUUGGAAAGGUCAGACAGCCCGUGAUAUGUGCCAACAACCACGUGUUCUGCUCGAGUUGCAUGGAAAUGUGGUUGAAGAAAGCGAGUCAGUGCCCCACAUGCAGAGUGCCCAUCACACCAGAGAACCCCUGCAGAGAAAUCAUUGGAGGCACAAAUGAGAGUGAUCACAAAGAGACUGCUUCUACAAGAAAAUGCUUGCGAAAAACAAGAGUGGAGCUAUUUUUUAGGGAGUAUGAGGAUGAAAUUGAAGGCCUCAUCCAUGAAAAUGAGGAGCUAAAAAACAAAAAUCAACAUCUGGAGUCCCAACUGAAGACUGCUCUGGAUCCCAGCUCUAUCAACACAGAGGUAACUGAUGACAAAAGAGUGGAUUCCCUCAUCCUGGAUGAAUUGACCAAUAAGCUGCGGGCUGCUACUGAUGCUUGUGAGAAAGUAAAGCAAGACAUGGACAGGCUUAAGGAGGCAAACAAAGCAUUACGAUCUCAAAACAUUGACCUGGUACAAGAGAACAUGAGGCUGAAAGCUGAGGUUGCAAGCAGAUCUCCUCAAAAGUUUGGGCGCUUCACAGUAGCAGCCCUUGAGGCCAAAAUCCAGCAGUAUGAACGUAACAUAGACCAGUUAAAACGGGCUCUGGAGCGCAGUGACCAGUAUAUAGAAGAGCUUGAGUCACGCAUCAAAAAGUCAGAUAAGAAAGGUGCUGAAUUACAGGAACCAGUCCGGCAACGCAACAAGAGUGGGCCUGAAGACUUCACGCAGCAACAGAAAAUCAACAUGAUGAUGAGGAGUUUGAGUGACAACGAACGUCUGUCUAUCUGCAGCAACCCAGAGGCAGACUGUCGGACAUUUCCUCAAAACCAUGGCUUGAUGUUCCUGCCGUCAGGAAAAACUCCGACAGGAAAGCAGAAGAGUGAGGACUUGAACGGCAUCAGUGUGGACUUCAUGCCCUCCACUCCAUCUUCAGCUUUUCGCUCUUUGACACUGAAAAGUCCUGGAGUCCGAGAGAAAAAGGUUGCAUUUAGGCCUGGCUCUUAUCUAAGGAGGCUUGAUUUUGAUGAUUUUCCUAGUCCAAGUAAAGGUGGCACAGCAGGAGUCAGUCAGUUUAUGAUUCUAAAUACGUUGAAUCCAAACACUGAAGCUGACACCAAGUCCAUGUGCUGGGACAUCUGGAAUAAAUCUAAACCUCCUGAACAACCAUGCCCUGGCCCAAGUAAAGAGAGCCCACUCAAAGGUGCAGCAUUAGCUGGUUCAUCUGACAAUUAUCAGACAAUGAGUGAGGCGUCUAUGGAUGCUGCUUACCUGGAUAAAAUCUCUGAGUUGGACUCCAUGAUGCUGGAUGGUGAGAGCCUCAGCAGUCGUGGUUCACAGGUCUCCUUGGUGUCUUCUCCUACAACAGAUUUAGAAGCCACUUUAGUCUCAGAAACACAGAUCACCUCGACAUUUGUCCCUGUUCAGUGUGGCAAAGAUGCAUUGGACAAUAACCAGCAAAACCAACCACCGUGUGAAACUACAGAUUUAAAGCUUCCUAUCAAAGAGGGUCACAAACGAGCCCUUUUACCUGCUACGAGCAGUGAAGGUGGUGGACCCUCCCAGACUGAUGAACUGUCCUUUGAGCUGUUGUUUGAUUCACUGGAUGAAAACAGGGAUGGUGCUGCAUGUCACCAGGAUCCAGACAAAGCUGGCUGUUCGUCCUAUGGCAGUGAUAAACCUGAAAACACAGGAGAUAGAAACACAGUGAACAUGAUACAAGCAACAAAGAGGAAGUCCUAUAGCCCCUUUACCACGAGCAGUCCCACUAAAUUGUCCAAGCUCAUGUGAAGGGAUGCUGUUGUUUAUAAUCUUGUUUAUAUACAGUACAGUUUACAUGAAUUGGUGCUUUGUAACUAAAUAUUUCUUGCAAAUUUUUGUGACCUGUAAAGACUGAUUAUUUUGCAAAGCCUGGCUUAGGACUACAGAAGAAACAGGAAAAAAAAAAAAAGGAAGAAAGCAAAAUUGUGAAAAAAUAGCUGAAAGAAAAGUGUCAGUUCUCGGCAAACUCAAAAAAACAAAAAAACAAAAAAAACACAAAACAAUAAAAACUAAACAAAAAAACACCCAGCACAUUUAUAUGUAAAAAGUAAAUAAAAAAUAUGCAAUCAAGCUCUUCGUGUUUGCAUUUGACAUUACUGGUAGUCAUUACAGCAAUACAUUACAUUGUGUAUUGUUUAAAAUUGCUUUUCUUUGAUACAGAUGUUAUACAUUUUCUCCUUGCAAGUCAUAAUAGGGCUUAAUAACACAUUCACAUCAUGACACACAUUGGGGACCUCACAUGCUCUGUAAAUGUAUUGCAACACAAAAGAGGCUUAUUUAUUAUGUAAAUUUAAUGAUAUCAUGUAUGUUUCACAUACCUCUAAUCACUGCAUGAAAUUUUAAUUGAACAGCCUUUGUGGUUUGGUUUGAAUAAAUGAAGUGUUAAUUCA